UAAUACUCGGUCUGCAUCUUUAUCUGCAACUCUAAGGUUUGUAAUUAGUUGCAUCUGCUCAGAACAAAACGGCUCCAUCUUUAGGUAAUUUGUAGCGCUGCUUAUACGUACCCCAAAAUGAAUCUUAAGGAAAUGAUGAGAGACAAAAUAGUGAAAGAUGUCUUGAGGCCUUCGUCAGAGGAUGAAUGGCAUGUUUUCGUUUAUAAUGCAUCGACCGCACGAAUUCUCACGUACAUAUUCACGAAAACUCAAAUCUUGUCCAACGAGAUUCUCUCUAUGCAAAGAUUAGAGCUUAAACGAGAUCCUAUCCCAUAUCCGGCCAUUUACUUCGUUACACAUUGCAAGGAAACCUACAAAGCGAUCAAAAAGGACGUAAAAAACAAAAUAUACACGAAGUACUACGUGGUACACACAAACAGGAUAAAUGAGAAUGACAAAAUUAUUGGCGAAAAUAUAUUCUACAAGUACGUAGAUAUCAACUUUGUUGUGAUUAAUGAAAGAAUAUUUACGGGUUUGAACGGAGUAGGAGAUGCAAUACGGAGUUUCAGCUCAAUUCUCAAGCUGCGCUUCAAUGUAAUCAACUUGCGAGCAGAUACGGAUCUCUACGAGCAACUCAAGACAUGCAGCAGCACGAGUGAAUCGCGUAAUGAAUACUACAACUCUGAUUUGAUCGUUUUGGAUCGAUCAUUUGAUAUGAUUGUGCCGCUGAUACACUUUUUUAAUUUUGAGAGCCUGAUACACGACCUGAAUCUGUGCGAGAACAACACCGAUGAAUCGCCGUUGUACCGUGAAAUACGAUACAUGCACAUUGCCGACACGAAUAGCGUGCUCAACAGCAAAGCACAGAAGCUGGUUGAAGGAAUGAAAAAAAUUGACAAAAAGACAGACAUUAACGAAAUUCACAAGCUGGUACUGGAAGCACCCGAAAACAUAAAACUAAAGGAAAGCGUUAACCGCUACAUUAAUCUCGCUGAAGACACUCUUAAUCUCUUCGAGAAGGAGCAGCUUAACUACAUAGCAACAUUCGAGCAGAACAUAAGUACAGGCUACGACAACAAAGGAAAUCGCUAUCACGGUGGUCUAAAGGACGUAUUUGGUAUUUUGAACCAGAAGAUAAGGCGAGAAAACAAGUUCAGGCUUGUUUUACUCCUUCUGUCCACGCACUACGAUUUUCAGACAAACGAGGUUACAAAAUUGAAAGAAAAACUGAUGCUCACUGACCAGGAGAUAAAGAUUUUUGAGAAGCUGAAAACGAUGCGCAAAAAUUUCAACAAGAGAAAAGAGUAUAACUCAAAGUUUACGUAUGAGAUAAGUAGGUAUGACCCGCUGCUGCAUGAUCUUCUGCGUGCAUUUGUGCAGAACAAGAACAACAGGUUUUCUAAUUUGGUGAAGAGAGAGACGACAGAGAAAAAAGAAAGUUUAAGGAAGAGCUCUUUUGUGUUUAUGAAGCAUGAGGCGAAGAAGAAGACACUGGUGCUGUAUAUCGAUGUUGUAACAUAUCCAGAGAUGAUGUUGAUCAAUCAAAUGAGUGAAAAAAGCUCGUAUGAAAUAUUUGUGUGCACAAAUCAGGUUGUCACUCCCAAAGAAUACUUGAAAUGGCUGGGGGAAAUAAAAAUUUAACAUGAGAUGAUUGGUUAUCCGUGUAGCUGUCGGACUUAUGUCAGCGGUGUAAAUCUAACUGACAUUCUGAAUGAUAGACAUAAGUAUAUGAGAGUCUUGUAUAAUUGCGAUAAAUAAAAUGUUUUACCGUGUAGAGCGUGUUUACAUGGUGUAGAUUCUGCUUAGCGAUAGAUUGAGAGAUAUUUGCGAUUAAAGGCCUGAUUUACGUGUUUAGACAUCUUAAAUAGGCAUUUUGAAGACAUUUGUUCGGCUUCCGAUAUCAUUAAAUGAAUUAUUAUCCUUGUGAGCGGUUUUAUAAUCCUGUGAGGAUCGUGGAGUAUUAUCAUGGCUAAAGAUAGGCUUAGGUCCCAAAAAAG
Messenger RNA from Vavraia culicis subsp. floridensis, 1976 nucleotides. RefSeq lists its product as uncharacterized. The transcript has a single exon. The record is from RefSeq and is a predicted model, not a curated record. Gene Ontology annotation, biological process: vesicle-mediated transport; intracellular protein transport. NCBI's taxonomy places the organism in Eukaryota, Fungi, Microsporidia, Pleistophoridae. Bases 118 to 1620 code for a protein of 500 amino acids.